Elgaria multicarinata webbii is the source of this 816-nucleotide messenger RNA. It is a transcript of the gene POMC, whose product is annotated as proopiomelanocortin. The record is from RefSeq and is a predicted model, not a curated record. NCBI's taxonomy places the organism in Eukaryota, Metazoa, Chordata, Lepidosauria, Squamata, Anguidae. The coding region runs from base 1 to 816 and encodes 271 amino acids. Gene Ontology annotation, cellular component: extracellular region; secretory granule. The transcript is spliced from 2 exons. Gene Ontology annotation, biological process: regulation of corticosterone secretion. Gene Ontology annotation, molecular function: hormone activity; G protein-coupled receptor binding.
AUGCCGGAUACUCCACGAAGCAGCCUGCUGGCCAUCCUGGGAGUUCUGCUCAUCCACUCGGUGGCCGAAGUGCAUGGCCAUUGCUGGGACAGCGGUUGGUGUCGGGACAUGGACACGGAAGCGGAGGUCAUGGAGUGUCUCAGGGCCUGUAGAUUGGUCCUCUCUGAUGAGUUGCCAGUCUAUCCGGGCAAUGGCCACAUGCAGCCUCUGUCCGAGAAUAUUCGGAAGUAUGUCAUGAGCCAUUUCCGCUGGAACAAGUUUGGCAAGAGUAACAACAAUGGCAGCGACUUCGGCCAUAAAAGAGAAGACCUUUCCAGAGACUCCUCUGUGGAGAUCUUCCCGGUUUCUUCGCAAGCCCAAGAUGGUUGGGAGGGAGAUACGAGAGGCGACCAAGAGUCCGUGGAAAGACAAGAAGGCAAAAGGUCCUACGCGAUGGAGCACUUCCGCUGGGGGAAGCCCGUGGGCCGGAAGAGGAGACCCAUCAAGGUCUACCCAACCGAGAUGGAAGAGGAGUCAUCGGAGAACUAUCCGCAGGAGUUCAGAAGAGACCUUUCCUGGGAAUCAGACUACCCUGAACUCGGCUCCCCAGAGGAGAAGAAGAACGGUAAAGCAACCACGUCUGAUGAGGAGGAACACCCUGAAGCGGCAAAGAAGGACAGCACAGAAUACCAGAUGCACCAUUUCCGGUGGAAUGCUCCAGCCUCACCCAAGAAAAAGCGCUACGGUGGCUUUAUGACCUCAGAACGCAGCCACACGCCCCUAGUGACUCUUUUUAAGAACGCCAUAAUCAAAACUGCUUAUAAGAAAGGCCAGUAA